Zychaea mexicana is the source of this 439-nucleotide messenger RNA. RefSeq lists its product as uncharacterized. The record is from RefSeq and is a predicted model, not a curated record. NCBI's taxonomy places the organism in Eukaryota, Fungi, Mucoromycota, Mucoromycetes, Mucorales, Lichtheimiaceae. The transcript is spliced from 3 exons. Bases 60 to 236 code for a protein of 58 amino acids.
CAACGCGUCAACAAGCGGUCUGCUCUGUCAAGAUUUUCGUUCACCUCCGUGUCAAUUGGAUGGUACCCCAAUCUACAGCGCACAUAGCCAUAGUAAGCGAAAUAGUACUGGAUCGAAUUUCGUUACAACACCCUAUGACAUGCCGUUGCAGGCUGCUGAUCCUGCUGAAAAGAACAUGCCCAUGCCAUGUAGUCGGAUCCCACCAAGCUAUUUCUGAAAGAGAAAAUCACUCAUAAACACUCAGUAACGUAUUAAAAAAUGAGUAUAAGGAGGAGGCACUGCCGAACCGUAAUUACUAGUGCUUAUAUGCUAGCUAUUGUAUGUGUCUUGAUGCCAGCCGAAUUCGAGCAUGAGUGCCGAAACACUAUCUGUAGGCUGGACCUUUACCGGACGAACCGGAGGUCAUACCCAAAACGACCUGGAAUAAGCGCAUUUAACA